Molecule: messenger RNA, 5062 nt
Organism: Mytilus trossulus (common blue mussel)
Lineage: Eukaryota; Metazoa; Mollusca; Bivalvia; Mytilida; Mytilidae
Product: cysteine-rich with EGF-like domain protein 2
Exons: 11
Coding region: 257-1474 (405 amino acids)
Molecular function (GO): calcium ion binding
Source: RefSeq, a predicted model, not a curated record
UCGUGGCUUACUAUGAUUGGAUAUUAAUUACUGAGUUGUCAACAAAGAUUUGGCCGGUACACGUGAAAAUGAAGACUGUUAUCAUGGUGUUUAAAUGUUGUUGAAUAUACGAUAUCUCCUGCCAAGAGCAAAGAGAUUAAAAAAUCAUAGUAUUUGAAUUGAGUCUGCAACAUUAAUUACUAUAUACGCAGAGACAACCAUCAGUCGAUUUGUGAAAUUUGUCACUAUAUAUUUAUAUAUAUAUAAUACCUCAGAAAUGACAGUUAAUCGCUUGACAGUCUUCAGCUUAUUUAUAAUUAGUUUAAUUGAAUAUGUGGCGCUAGACAAAUGUUCAGUAUGCAGAGGAAUUAUAAAUAAUUUUGAUGAGGGUCUAAAGAAAACUGCUAAGGCCAACUUUGGUGGUGGUAAUACAAGAUGGGAAGAGAAAAGUCUAGGAAGUUAUGCUACAAGUGAGACAAGACUUGUGGAAAUUGUUGAAAAUUUGUGUUCUAAAGAUACCAAAGAGUGUCAUACCAUGGUAGAAGAAUAUGAAGACUUAGUAGAGACAUUUUGGUUUAACCAGUUUAAAAAGAAAAGAGAUGCUGAUUUCUUCCAGUGGUUGUGCAUAGAAAAUGUAAAAGUUUGUUGUCCAAACAAUACCUAUGGACCAUCAUGUUCACAGUGUAAAGGAGAUAAAGAUCGACCUUGUACAAGCAAUGGGAAAUGUGAUGGAGAAGGCACAAGAGAAGGAACUGGGAAAUGCAACUGUGAUAGUGGUUACCAAGGAGAUCUGUGUGAUGAAUGUAAAGAUGCAUACUUUGAAGAAAGUAAAAAUGAUACACACAUAACAUGUACAGCUUGUCAUAUGUCAUGUCAGUCUACAUGUUGGGAGGCUGGCCCUAAAGGAUGUGAUGAAUGUGGAAAGGGAUGGGAACAGAAUGAAGAAGAGGGUUGUAAAGAUAUAAAUGAGUGUGAAACAGAUGCUACAUGUGAAAAUGGACAGUAUUGUUCAAAUACACAAGGCUCAUACCAUUGUGCAACUUGCCAUAAAGCGUGUGAUGGAUGUACAUUAUAUGGUAUAGAUAAAUGUGAUAAAUGUGCAGAAGGUUAUACAAUGGAAGAUAACUCUUGUAAAGAUGUAGAUGAAUGUUUGUUAGACGAUAUAUGUGAAGAUGAAAAUAAAGUCUGUACAAAUAAAGAUGGUGGCUAUGAUUGUAAAUGUAAAGAUGGAUUAAUAGAAGAAAAUAAUACAUGUAUACCAAAACCAAAAGAUAUCCCCAAAAAGAAGGAAUCUAAACCACAUAAAAAGAAAUUUUCAAGCAAAGAUAAAAAAUCUUCAAAGAAAAGGAACAAAUACUCUCAGCCAAGUUUACUUGUUCAUUUUGCAAUUCUUGGGCUUUAUGCAUUGUGUGGAUUACUAGUCAGAGGAAAUGUUGUCAUUAUAAGUGUUCUAACAGUUUUUCUUGGCAUAUAUGUUUACUGGUUUGCAAUAUGAAGGUCUUGUUAUAUGAAUAAAACUGUUGUGUUUUUUUGCUAGUAAUAAAACCAUUGAUAUUGUUUUUCAAUUUUGUAACAUCUGACUCAAUCAUAUUCUCUUCAGUAACCAUAGGAUCAUUUUGAAUUGAUUCUCUAUGUUUAUUAAUUAUAGAUAUAGAUGAAAAUGUUUUCAUGGAGAAAUAGCAUCUUCAUUUGACUGUUUUAUAUCAUUUAAAUGGACAUUUGGUUAGACCAAGUAGACAUUUAUGUUGAAAGAAAUAGAAGGUAGAAAAUUAAAAUUCACCUGCAGUACAUAAACUUACUGAUAAGACCACAAUGUACUUUUUUUUUAAUCAUGUGCAUCUUUACUAUGGUAAAUAACCUUCAGAGGUUUUAAUAGCAUGCAUGUUUAGGAGUAAUAGUAGCGAGAGAGAAAAGAAGAGUGAUUGACAUUUAAAAAACUAAAGUACAAUGUAUAAGUUUUUUUUGAACAAGUAUGAAUUAACAAAAUGGAGAGAUAUUCUAUGUAAAAGAAUGAAUUCAAAUGUGAGUGAAAAGAAAAGCAAGAAGUUGUAAAUGGUUUAAAAGUGCAAUUAAUGAUAUUGAUGUAAGGACUUAACUGUUUCUUGCUAUUUCUAAAAAUUGAGCUCUAACUGAUUUUGAAUAUUUAAGUGAUUUCAGGCUAUAAAAAUAAGAAGAUGUAGUAUGAUUGCCAAUGAGACAACUGUCCACCUGGUACCAAAUCAUGCUGAAAUUAACAACUAUAGUUCACAGUACUGCCUUCAAAAAUGAGUAAACCCAUACAGCAUUUCAAGUCAUAAAAGUCCAUGAAUUGACAAAUGUAAAACAAUUCAAACCAACUGUCAGAUUUUUGUAGUCUUGCUAUCUGACAAAAUAUGUAAUAUGACUGUAUGUUCACAUCUAUCAUUAAUUAGUAUGAAUGUAAAAGACAUAAAUGUUCAGAGUUUUCAUUAUGUAAUUUAAUAUGUUUUUGUAUUUGCAUUUAAAAUUGUCCUAAACCAAUGUGCAAUAGCAAAUUAUGUCAUGUGUAGCUGUAAAAUGUUAGCUUUAAUAGUAAAUAUUAUACACAUUUGUUAAACUUUACUUAGUAAUGAAAAUUUGAAAGCAAUUAGAGUGCAAAGCAAUGAAAUGUGAGACAUUUGAGGGCAAUCUUUUACAGUUUUCAUAUGGACAUAACAAGUUUUAAAUACCUUUUCUUAACAUUGUUUGAUACUUCUAUUUCUGACCAGUUCAAAUUGCAAGUGGUUUAAAAGUACAAAAAUCAUGUUGAAUAAAGUCAUUUUUUGUGUUUUCAUUCCACAGUUAAUUUUAGUCAAGAUGAAAAAUAGAAACUGAAGUUGUUGGUGAGGAGAUCGAAUGAAAAGAAAAUCUAACCCACAAUAGGAUUUAUAAAUGACUGACUUUAAACUAUUAGAGAUAGUUCAGAAUUUCUACUUUUUAUACAACCGCAAAAAUUGAAAAAUUUUUGGUCGUAUAUUGGUAUCACGUUGGUGUCGUCGUCGUCUGAAGACAUUUGGUUUUCGCACUCUUACUUUAGUAUUAGUAUAUAGAAAUCUAUGAAAUUUAAACACAAGGUUUAUGACCAUAAAAGGAAGGUUUAGAUUGAUUUUGGGAGUUUAAGUCCCAACAGUUUAUGAAUUAGGGGCCAAAAACAGGUCCCAAAAUAAGCAUUUUUCUUGGUUUUUGCACAAUAACUCUAGUAUAAGCCAAUAGAAAGCUAUGAAAUUUUAACAUAAGGUCUAUAACCACAAAAGGAAGGUUGGGAUUGAUUUUUGGAGUUUCGGUCCAAACAAAUUAGGGGCCAAAAGGGUCCAAAAUUAAACUUUGUUUGAUUUCAUCAAAAAUUGAACUAUAUAACUAUAUAUAUUGAUAUACCGAAUCUAACUGUGUAUUUAGAUUCUGAAGUUUUGGUCCCUUUUUAAAUUGGUCUACAUUAAGGUCCAAAGGGUCCAAAAUUAAACUUAGUUUGAUUUUAACAAAAAAUGAAUUCUUGGGGUUCUUUGAUAUGCUAAAUCUAAACAUGUGCUUGGUUUUUUUGUUGAGCCUGCAACUUUUGUUGCAGAAAGCUCGACAUAGGGAUAGUGAUCCGGUGGCUACGGUGGCUACAGCGGCUUUGUUAGCUAACUUCUUAAAAGCUUUAUAUAUUAGAAGGUAGAAGACCUGGAUGCUUCAUACUUUGUAUAUAUAUGCCUCAUGUUACGAACUUUCCGUCAGUCACAUGUCCAAUGUCCUUGACCUCAUUCUCAUGGUUCAGUGACUACUUGAAAAAAAAGUGAAGAUUUUUUGUAAUGUUAAAUUCUCUCUUAUUAUAAGUAAUUGGAUAACUAUAUUUGGUAUGUGCGUACCUUGCAAGGUCCUCAUGCCCGUCAGACAGUUUUCACUUGACCUCGACCUCAAUUCAUGGAUUAGUGAACAAGGUUCAGUUUUGGUGGUCAAGUCCAUAUCUCAGAUACUAUAAGCAAUAGGUCUAGUAUAUUAGGUAUGGAAGGACUGUAAGGUGUACAUGUCCAACUGGCAGGUGUCAUCUAACCUUGACCUCAUUUUCAUGGUUCAGUGGUUAUAGUUAAGUUUUUGUGUUUUGGUCUGUUUUUCUUAUACUAUAUGCAAUAGGUCUACUAUAUUUGGUGUAUGGAAUGAGUGUAAGGUGUACAUGUCUAGCAGACAGGUGUCAUCUGACCUUGACCUGAUUUUCAUGGUUCAGUGGUAAUAGUUAAGUUUUUGUGUUUUGGUCUGUUUUUCUUAUGGAAGUACACCACUAAUUCAUUGUCCCAUUACUUUCUAUGUUAAAUUCCUCCAUUUCAACCAGGCACACCUCUUUCAUUUUAAGUUCAAAUAAAGUGGCAAUCAUUUCAUGUCAAAGUUACACUUUAUGGUGUCUUCUACUGAAGAAAUCAACAUACCUUACAUGGCAUAUAAAAAAGAACUGGUUCCCGGAACUUCGGAUGUACCAAAACAGGUACUUCAGAUCUGACAAACAGACCAAAUGUACCCUCUUUUUAAAAUUUGCUGCAGUUUUUUAAAUAUUUAAAAUUAAAAGUCCAAAAGUGUUCUACAAUGAUCACCAGUCCUUCAGCUUUCAUUUGAUGCCAAAAAUACCUUAAUAUCCUACAUAUUUUGAAAGUAACACUCAUGCGUAGGAACUAUUUUGCGUUAAAUAUGUACUACUUUCUGGUAAGUGCUUUCUGGCCGGGCCUGAAUUAGUAGUGUUACACCUUAUACUAUAUGCAAUAGGUCUUCUAUAUUUGGUGUAUGGAAUGAUUGUAAGGUGUACAUGUCUAGCUGACAGGUGUCAUCUGACCGUGACCUCAUUUUCAUGGUUCAGUGGUCAAAGUUAAGUUUUUGAGUUUUGGUCUAUUUUUCUAAUACUUUAUGCAUUAGGUCAACUAUAUUUGGUGUAUGGAAAUAUUUUAUGAUCUAUAUGUCUGUUACUCAGAUUUUAUUUGACCUUGACCUCAUUUUCACAGCUUAUUGCUCAGUGUUUUAAAAGUUCUUGUGUUUUGGUCUGUUUUUCUGAAUUUAUAAGCAAUAAGUCAACUAUAUUUGUUAUAUUGAAGAAUUGUUAGCUGUAAAUGGCAGCCUGGCAUGG